AUGUCGCCUGGAAGGGUGCGAUCUGUCGAGUUCGUUUCCAAACAGUAUGACGAGGUUUUCGGCUUGAAAGAGUCAACCAUGCUUCUAAUUAAUGAGCUAACCACAAGAGAUAACGCAAUCUCCAUUAUGUGUGAUAAAAUUGCAAAGGCUAUGGAGGCAUUCGAAGCGUAUAACUACCAAUACAACAUCGAAAAUGUCCGCAUGCCCGCUCUAUUCGAGAAAGAAUCAAUCAUCAGAACAGGGCGCUCUCCUCUGCCUCAAAUUAUGUCAUGCUCUUGGUCGGGAGUGCCAGAUGUAUCACUCGCCGAUAUCGACACGGUUCAUAGAGUUCCUCCACGCACGGCUUUGGCACGGCCCAAUGCCAUUGUUUGCAAAUUCGCACGAAGACUUGCGAAAGACAGGCGGUGUGCAUCACGAGAUUCGACCAAUCAGAAUGCGUCAUUUGUGGAGUGGAAUUUCGCCCUCAGAAAGAGCCGUUUUAAGAGGUAUAUGUGGUGAAAUUUUCGCUUUAUUCCAGGCUUGGGUAAGUAAUUUCGACACUAUACCGCCGUGGAAAGUUGUUGGAACACUUUAUCUUGAUAGCAGUUGCUUUACUUUUAAAUAUUUUGCUUUCUUGAACGUUUGGGAAAAGUUUGAAUUGAUCGGUCAUGUGCAAGCCGCCGUGAGGAUUUGAGUGUUAUUUUCGUCGUUCUUCUUGGAUUCAUUGCUGGUUACUGCAGUUUUAUCGGAUUAUUCCGGUCAACUUGUUACUUCAACCUUUCUUCUUUAUAAAUUUCGGGGUCUACCAGGGUCUACCCCUGUUAUUUUCCCAGUUAUGAGGCGUUGAAAGUGUCUUGGAAUGAAGAGAUUGUAUCAGCCAAGUAGCACAACUUCCUGGAAACGGACUGAGAAACUUGCCGAAGCGAAAGCCGACGGGAAGCAAGUAACGCAAAAUCUAGGAAGAGUUUCUUUCAUUUUAAACCAAAAAAGGUAAAUAAGUUUGAUAACCUUUGGAAACAAAAUAUUUUUCAUAACCCAGUGCGGAAACUGAAAGCGUGUCUUGAAAACAAUUUGCACGCAGUAUGUGCUACAGGGGCACCGGGGUUUGAUUCAUCUCUCUCACGAGAUGCUAACUCGACCGUGUCACGUUUGCAAUGAGGGACAUAAACAGUUGUACCCAUGAACCUUUGAGGGUAGUGACGCACACCGCCUGUGCGAAAGAUAAGGUCAUGGCUGCAAGAGGGGGAGUUUUGGACAUAGAAGAGUCUGGACUAGGGUUCGAGGAAAACGUUGAUGUCCAAUAUAUCAAUCUCUACGAUCAUCUAACGCCUCGCCUUCUAGAGUUGCUAUAUUUCACGCUUCAAGACGGCCAACAGCUACAAGUUCUGCUGGGCGAAGAACGGCUUUGUGUAUCUCCGUAA
Molecule: messenger RNA, 1400 nt
Organism: Porites lobata
Lineage: Eukaryota; Metazoa; Cnidaria; Anthozoa; Scleractinia; Poritidae
Source: the annotation of a GenBank genome assembly